AUCAUUCAUAAUUUCGCAAGACGAAUUCAGGCCAAAAUCAAAGAUCUUCUACAGCAAAUGGAAGAAGGACUGAAAACAGCUGACCCCCAUGAUUGCUCUGCUUAUACUGGUUGGACAGGCAUAGCCCUGUUGUACCUGCAGUUGCACAGGGUCACCUGUGACCAGACCUACCUGCUCCGAUCUCUGGACUACGUAAAGAGAACGCUACGGAACCUGAACGGCCGCAGGGUCACCUUCCUCUGUGGCGAUGCUGGGCCCCUCGCUGUGGGAGCCGUGAUAUAUCAUAAACUCAAGAGUGAUUGUGAGUCCCAGGAAUGCAUCACCAAACUUUUGCAGCUCCAGAGAACUGUUGUCUGCCAAGAUUCAGACCUUCCUGAUGAGCUGCUUUAUGGACGGGCGGGGUAUCUGUACGCCUUACUGUACCUCAACACGGAGAUUGGGCCAGGCACCGUGUGUGACUCUGCUGUUAAAGAGGUAGUCAAUGCUAUUAUCGAGUCGGGGAAGGCUUUGUCCAGAGAAGAAAGAAAAGCUGAGCGCUGUCCCUUGUUGUAUCAGUGGCACAGGAAGCAGUACGUCGGAGCCGCCCAUGGCAUGGCUGGGAUCUACUACAUGUUGCUGCAGCCAGCAGCUAAAGUGGACCAUGAAACCUUGACAGAAAUGGUGAAACCUAGUAUCGAUUAUGUGCGCCACAAAAAAUUCCGAUCUGGAAAUUACCCAUCAUCUUUAAGCAACGAGACGGAUCGGCUGGUCCACUGGUGCCACGGCGCCCCUGGUGUCAUCCACGUGCUCAUGCAGGCCUAUAAGGUAUUUAAGGAGGAGAAAUACUUGAAAGAGGCCAUGGAAUGCAGUGAUGUGAUUUGGCAGCGAGGUUUGCUCCGAAAGGGUUAUGGGAUCUGCCACGGGACUGCCGGAAAUGGCUACUCCUUCCUGUCCCUUUACCAUCUCACGCAGGAGAAGAAGUACCUCUACCGGGCUUGCAAGUUUGCAGAAUGGUGUCUAGACUACGGAGCACACGGGUGCCGCAUUCCUGACAGACCCUAUUCACUCUUUGAAGGCAUGGCCGGCGCGAUCCACUUCCUCUCUGACAUCCUGGUACCAGAGACGUCACGGUUCCCAGCGUUUGAGCUUGGCUCUUGCCAGAGGGAUUCAGAGGUGCAAAAAGACAACUGAAACAGCCUUCUGGACCAGAAGUCACCAGAUCGCUUAGUGCCUGACAGAUCCAGCUGUGAAUCCUGAAGGAGGAAGAAACAAGCGAACACCUCCGCAGGCCCCUUUUGUCGAACGACCCUCAGGUCGGAGCGUGAGUGACAGGAGCCAUAUUCCGCAUUUUGUGCCCGUGUCCCUCACAGUGUAAAACAGGAACCCUUCACCCCAGUCCUCCUAGUGUUUGCAUGUCUUGGUGUUGUUCGCAGGGGUAAGUUGUCUGAAUGGAGAGCCUUCUCUUCUCUUGCGCUCAGAGCUGACCUAGAGUGGCAGCCACUUUUCUGUAUAUAAUCUAGGAAGCGGGGCGUCUCCUAUACUGACAACAGGGGCAGGCAGGUGGGGUCUCUCCUAUCAGCAGGAGAAUCUAGGGUGAUACCCCAGUGGUAAUGCUUUGUCGUUUUUCCUGUGGGUGCUGUGCAGGGAGUGGGGGAGAAAGAGCACCUACAAAGGCAGAAGAGAAACAGAGCCAGUCAGAGGGGCUCCCAGGCAGUUUGGGAGGUUUGCAGUUGACGACUUUCUCUGCGUUUUGGGUUCACCUGAUUGUUUCUAAGAGCCCCAGGGGUGCGUCGCA
Messenger RNA from Tupaia belangeri chinensis (Chinese tree shrew), 1774 nucleotides. RefSeq names its product LanC like glutathione S-transferase 2 (gene LANCL2). The record is from RefSeq and is a predicted model, not a curated record. Gene Ontology annotation, cellular component: plasma membrane. NCBI's taxonomy places the organism in Eukaryota, Metazoa, Chordata, Mammalia, Scandentia, Tupaiidae. Gene Ontology annotation, biological process: carbohydrate metabolic process; peptide modification.